AGGCGCGGAGCACGCUGGCUCCGUGCGGGGCUCUGUGAGCGCGUGACCCUGCGACUCGCCGUCCCCGCGCAGUCAUGGCGGCGGUCAGGGCCCUGGUGGCGUCCAGACUCUUGUCGGCGUCCGCGUUCGCGCCGCUUCAUGCGUCCACCCCACGCGCGCCCCUCCACAGCUCCGCGCCGCGCCCGGGGGCCAGGGUCGCGCUAGUGCUGUCUGGCUGCGGAGUCUAUGAUGGGACUGAGCUCCACGAGGCCUCCGCGGUGCUGGUUCACCUGAGUCGUGGCGGGGCCGAGGUCCAGAUCUUUGCUCCUGACAUCCCUCAGAUGCACGUGGUUGACCACACCAAGGGGCAGCCUUCUGAGAGUGAAACCAGGAAUGUCCUGACGGAGUCUGCGAGGAUCGCCCGCGGGAAGAUCACCAACCUGGCCAGGCUCAGCGCAGCCAAUCACGACGCUGCCAUUUUCCCUGGAGGCUUUGGAGCUGCCAAAAACCUGAGCACGUUUGCCGUUGACGGGAAAGACUGCAAAGUCCAUGAGGACGUGGAGCGAGUCCUGAAGGAGUUCCACAAGGCCGGCAAGCCCAUCGGCUUGUGCUGCAUCGCUCCCGUCCUGGCAGCCAGAGUGCUCCAUGGCGUCGAGGUCACCGUGGGCCACGAGCAGGAAGAAGGCGGCAAGUGGCCCUACGCAGGGACUGCGGAAGCUAUCAAAGCCUUGGGCGCCAAGCACUGUGUGAAGGGAGUGACCGAAGCUCACGUGGACCAGAAAAACAAGGUGGUCACGACCCCGGCCUUCAUGUGUGAGACGGAGCUUCACCACAUCCACGACGGGAUCGGGGCCAUGGUGAAGAAGGUGCUGGAACUCUGUGGAAAGUGA
Odobenus rosmarus divergens (Pacific walrus) is the source of this 869-nucleotide messenger RNA. It is a transcript of the gene GATD3, whose product is annotated as chromosome unknown open reading frame, human C21orf33. Gene Ontology annotation, cellular component: mitochondrion. The coding region runs from base 75 to 869 and encodes 264 amino acids. The transcript has 7 exons. Lineage: Eukaryota; Metazoa; Chordata; Mammalia; Carnivora; Odobenidae. The record is from RefSeq and is a predicted model, not a curated record.